Molecule: messenger RNA, 9610 nt
Organism: Harpia harpyja (harpy eagle)
Lineage: Eukaryota; Metazoa; Chordata; Aves; Accipitriformes; Accipitridae
Gene: TRAK2
Product: trafficking kinesin protein 2
Exons: 16
Coding region: 3491-6184 (897 amino acids)
Biological process (GO): anterograde axonal transport of mitochondrion; neurogenesis
Cellular component (GO): dendrite
Molecular function (GO): GABA receptor binding
Source: RefSeq, a predicted model, not a curated record
UCAUGUAGGUAGCAUUCAUAGUUUCAGAUGAAAUUAGACUUCAGUUAAGUAUAUGCUAUUUUUACACUGUGUGGUAAGGGUGGUAUAGACAGUCUCCAAGCAUGUAGGACUUAAAAAAAAUAAUCUUACUAUCAAACUGUAGUAUUCAACAGUAUACAUGUUUACAAAUACAUAAAGCGUAUAUACAUGUACUUAACAGGUAGUUUUUCCACUUAUGGAGAAUACGGAUUAUUACAAAUGACUGAAAAGGAGAAACAGUGAGUCUGGCUUGGCAUAACUCUGGAUAAGAAGGAUGAGGGAACUGUUGUGGCCAGCUUCAUGACCUCAGUGAUAUUCAUCAUCCUCUAAGAGGUUUUCUUCAGCUUCCCCGCUGAGUCCUUAUCCCCAUCCCAAAUUAAAAACCAUCCAGGAGAUGUGUGUGGUUUGGUUUUGUUUCAUUUUCUUACAGUUCCUUUUUUAUACUGUAUUAUUUAUAGUUGAAGGUCUGUUGAAGGUUUGCUUAUGAUUAUUAUUAUUAGGAUUGUGUUGGCGUAGUCUUUUAAAUGAUUUUUUUUUUUUCUUUACAUGAGAGAAACGCAAGCACUAAGUAGGUUUCUGUAGGGAUAGUAAUGGCUGAAAAGAAUAGGUGUUAGGCAUGGAGGAAGUGUUAAAUGUGAUAGACAAAGUUCAUGUUGACAUAGAUUUGUUUUUCAGUAUAUAGUCCUUUGUCCUUCAUUUCAUACUAUAUAGCGUUGAAGGAUUUGGCCUCUGCCCCUGAGCACUAGUCCCAGGAAUGUUUUGGCAGCAAUUCAGCGUGGUCAUGUUUGCUAUAAGAACUGUUUCAUUAACCUUGAAAUGCAAAAUAUGUUUAUUGUUAUUAGUUGGCUUGAUGCCAUUCCAAUUUUAGUAAUGGAAAAAGUACUCUGUUAAUGACUUGAUACAAUGGGUUUUUUAAUUGCAUAUUUACAUAGCAGUAAAUUCAGCAUCCCAGAAUAAUUGACUCAUUCAGUUGGCUUUCUUUUGGAAAAUGGAUGUUGCCUUUUCUCUUAAUCAAGUUAGAAUCUUUGUUGUUGAAAUUUUGUUUGUGUUAAUUGUGGCCUGAUGUCUUGCAUCCUGUAAUUGUACAGAGGAGCAGAUCUAGUUUAGACUUUCCAAGUGCUUUUGAGGAGUCAACUGCUCUCAACAAAUGGAAAACAGCAGGAAUAACAGGAUAUUUAUGUUUGAGUUUGGGUGGUUGUCAAAAUAGAUGCCAAUAUUUUGGAUAUGUUUUUAAUGUUUUAUGCACAAAGAAAUGAACCCAUUUGUUUGUCUACGGUUUCCAGCAACUGAUAAACCUGUAAAACUCAUAAAAAAACAACUCAUAAACUUGUAAAAGCAAUUCAUCUCACCUUUCUGAUAAUUCAAAUUUGAAUUAGAGUUCUCUAGUGCUAGAAUGUCUUCAGAAUUACAUUCUGAAAUAAGAUUGAACAACUGUCUUUUUGGAUCUAUCUUGAAUUGUUCAAAGCGGUAGUUAUAUAGAGAAGACAAUUUUAAAUAUUUUAUAGCUAUUUCAACUUUUCAAAGGCUUUACUCAAUAUUGCUUUUGCAAGUUAAUCUUGACUGACAUCUUGCGACUCAUUGAAGGAAGAAUUAAUAAAAUCUCCGAUCAUGUGGUCAGGAGAACUCAUUUUGUAUCUUUGCUACUAAGAUCAAAUAAUGUGUUGAAAUAUCAGUGUUUUAAUGAAAUAUGUGAUUCCUAUUCUUCUAGUUUUUCUUUUUUUAACCUGUAUGUAAUGACAUCUUACCAUUUAGUAGACAGUUGAUGUGUAUUUCUUGUAAUGCUUUUAACGUGUUUUUCUAGCCCUUCUUUUUUUGUUGGCUAUGCUUUAAUUUUUGUAGUUUUCAUUGGGAGUUUUGUCAGUUCUUUCUAUAACGUUGGUGAACACUAAGACUGUUGUUGCUUGGGUCAUAAGUGAUAGCCCUCCAUGCUUUUUAAAAUACUGCUUGGAAUGAAUGGGCUCCAGCAUUGCUUUUUGAGUUUCUUUUCCAUUUCCCAUGCACAGAUGAUCUAACAAACCUCAGAGCAACUUGGAUUCUUUGGAGCAGAUGCAAAAGGCCUAGGAGUAGUUCUCACUUCUACACAAUGUCUUUUUCUUAGGUGUGCUAUAGGUACUGCUGGUUUUAGCUUACUGUUUCAAGCUGCAUGAUAGUUGAAAUGUGAAACACACAUCAUGGAGUCAAAUUUAAUUUAGACAGCACAGAAAUACACAGAUAGAGAUAGAUAUGUAUGUAUGUACAUAUAUAAAACGUUGUCUGAUACUUCUGUUUCUCUUGAGCCUUCCUUGAAGAAAGCCUCCUGAGAGCACCACUCCUGCAUAUAGGCCGUUCUCCACUAUUUGAAUUCUCCUUGGUUUUUCCAUGUUCAGUUCACCUAUUUGUAAAAGACUCAAACAUCAAUGGGAAAUUGGCAUAUGAGGGAGUAGGGGGACAAAACUGAUAAGAAGUAUAACUGUGUGGAAUGAAUAUAAUAAAUUGACAGUGGAAAUUAAUCUUUAUAAAUAAAGAUUAAAAAUAAUACCCAAGAAAGUUUUCUGGCUUCUGUUUUGGACACGUCUUUCAGCGUGAUUUAACAGUUUUAAUUUCUAGACUGUCUUUUUACAGCAUGGUCAUGUAUUUUAAAGCCAUGUUGUAAAUUUUAUGGGUUUUAUCCAAAUGUAUUUAAUUAUAGUUGUAACUUGCAGAAGGAAUCUGCACUUAGGAAAUAGUUUCAUAGCUGCAGAGUGAAAGGGUCAUGGAGUCACUUUCAGGGUGGUACUGCACAGUGCAUUAGCCGGUUGAAUUUCCAGAGAAGUUGACCCAUGGCACACUAAACUAAAGCUAUGAGAAGCAUUGGAAAUGUGAGCGUUAAUUUUUAUUGUGUUUGCUUAUCUAGCAAACUUCUCAAAGGUUUUACAAAUGAGGUUGCCCUUUCAAUUCAAUAGCUUGAUGUUGGCCUGAUGCUCUAGAAACUUUGAGCCAAAUGAUGUUUUUCUUUUUCUUUUUUUUUACCCCUCUUUGGCUGACCUGAGAUUGACCUGCAACAAAUAGUGUUUCUGCUUUGCACUACAUAGAAGAGAGAUUAAAUCCAACCUUGAGAGGAAGUAGCGUUCAUUUUUACAUUAUUAAAACUCAAAGGAAGAAGAUUCAAUCAGCAUUGUGAAGAAACUGUCCUAUGCCACUGAAUUUUGUCUCGCUCUAUGAUGAUGGAUGAGCUGAGAAGCUUGUGAAGCUUACAUGAAAUAUCCUAUAGAUACUUCUACUUAUCAGUAGUAGCCCAGGUGAAAUAAGCAUGUCCUAAGAUGGCAAUAGGUCUGGAGUAUGAACCAGUCUACAGAAGUGAGUUGAUGCCAGAUUUGUUAAUGUCUUGGUGGCUUGAUGGCUCUCAGUUACUCUCUCUCUAAACCAAAGUCAUCUACCAAAGCAAUAAAGGGAUGGUGCACAACCUGACUACAGAAUGCUAUUUCCAAAGAAGUGAACUGUGAAGAAAGGACUCAUGAAUUUUGAUCACGGGGUCUUGGAGACCGUCUCUGAUGUCUGCUCCAGUGAGGACCUUCCUGAGGUAGAGUUGGUGAGCAUGCUAGAAGAACAGUUGCCAGAUUACAAGUUACGAGUAGAUUCUCUGUAUCUGUAUGAAAAUCAAGACUGGAUUCAGCCCCCUGCCUGCCAUGGCCAUCUUCCUGAAAUCACUUCUCCAGUUCGUCAUGAGGAACCCUUCCGUUACAUGAUUCUUGGCACAGAUAAUGUGGAGCAGAAAACCUACAGUGAUGCUGACAUGGUCAAACAUCUAUUAGCUGAGAAAGAUCGGGACCUGGAACUGGCAGCUCGAAUUGGGCAAGCCCUCCUUAAGCGAAACCAUCUGUUGACGGAACAGAAUGAAGCACUGGAAGAACAGUUGGGACAAACUUUAGAUCGAGUUAACCAGCUGCAGCACGAACUGUCAAAGAAGGAUGACCUGCUUCGUAUUGUUUCGAUUGCUUCUGAGGAGAGUGAAACAGAUUCCAGCUGUUCCACACCACUUCGUUUCAAUGAGUCUUUCAAUGUAUCGCACGAUCUGUUGCAGCUGGAUGUCUUGCAAGAUAAACUCAGAGAGCUGGAAGAGGAGAACCUUGCUCUCCGAUCAAAGGCUUGCCAUCUGAAGACAGAAACCAUUACAUAUGAAGAGAAAGAACAGCAGCUGGUCAAUGACUGUGUCAAAGAGCUCCGGCAGACAAAUGCUCAAAUUUCCAGAAUAACAGAGGAGUUGUCAGAGAAGAGUGAGGAGUUGGUUCGCUACCAGGAAGAGAUCUCAUCCCUCUUGUCUCAGAUUGUUGAUCUUCAACAUAAACUCAAAGAACAUGUGAUUGAAAAGGAAGAGCUGAAACUUCACUUACAAGCUUCCAAAGAUGCUCAGAGACAACUGACAGCAGAGCUACAUGAGUUGCAAGAUCGGAAUGCAGAGUGUCUAGGGAUGUUGCACGAAUCACAAGAAGAAUUGAAGUUGCUGCGCAGCAGGGCCAGCUCUGUUGCUUGUCUCUGCCACUCCCAGUCAUGUGGAACAUUUCCUGUGGAUUCCCUUGCAGCAGAAAUUGAGGGGACAAUGCGGAAGGAAUUGAGUCAGGGUGAUGAAUCUGUUCUCUCCAAGCAAAAGGUUCAACAGAAACGAGUAUUUGACACUGUUAAGGUUGCUAAUGUCACUCGUGGCCGCUCCUCUUCCUUUCCUGCCCCAUUGCCAAUCCCUGGAUCUAAUCGGUCAAGUGUUGUUAUGACAGCAAAGCUCUUCCAGUCUGGUGUACAUCAGUUGGAGAGCCACACACAGAUGACCCACAGGAGCAGCUCUGAGAAGAAUUGGAAAGACACUCAUAAUCCUGGCCAGCCAGGAACGUCUGGAGACAAUGACUUAGUCAGAGCUCUGCAUAGGCUCUCCCUCCGUCGUCAGAACUACCUGAGUGAGAAGCAGUUCUUCGAGGAGGAAUGGGAGCGAAAAAUGCAUUUGCUGGCUGAGCAGAAAGAAGGGGCUAGUGGCUGUAGUACACCAACAGAAAGCUGUUUUUCCCUGGGUACAAACUCAGAAUUCACUGAUCUUUCUACCAGCUCUAGUAAUCUCCGUGUGCUCCUACCAGAAAAAUUGCAAAUUGUCAAACCCAUUGAAGGAUCUCAGACCCUUUUUCACUGGCAGCAGCUUGCUCGACCCAACCUAGGCACCAUUCUUGACCCAAGACCAGGUGUUGUUACAAAAGGUUUUACCCCUCUGUCUGAUGAUACUGUGUACCACAUCGCUGACUUGGAGGAGGAUGAUGAGGAAGAAGGUGAAGGAGGUAUAACAUUUCAAGUGCAACAGUCCUUCCCGGAGGAAAAGAAAUGUACAGUGGCAAAGCCAAUGGCAGGGAUUUUCCUACUCCCUAUUACUUCAGCAGCAGUACCAGUCACUGCCUCAAAUCCAGGGAAGUGUCUGUCUUCUACAAAUUCCACAUUUACCUUUACUACAUGUAGGAUCCUUCACCCAUCUGAUGUCACUCAAGUUACUCCCAGCUCCAUCAGUGCCCCAUUUUCACUUGGAAAUACUGGCAGCAGUAUUGGAAACCCAGUUGUGAGCAGUCCAGCCAUUUCUUACAGGCUUAGUAUUGGAGAAUUUCUCACCAACAGAAGAGAUUCAACUACUACUUUCAGCAGCACAAGCAGUCUGGCUAAACUUUUGCAAGAACGAGGCAUCUCUGCCAAGGUUUACGGUAGCCCUGUAUUAGAAAAACUGCCUUUGCUACAGCCCCCUCGAACUCUCCCCGUUCCUUCUACUCCACCAAAUUCUCCCUCGCGUUCACCGUGUCCUUCCCCUCCACUGUUUGAGCCUCGAGUGCAUCACUCGGAAAACUUCCUGGCUUCUCGACCAGCAGAAACAUUCUUGCAGGAAAUGUAUGGCCUAAAGCCCUCCCGUAAUGCUCCAGACGUGGGCCAGCUGAAGAUGAACCUAGUGGACAGACUGAAGAGGCUGGGUAUUGCCAGGGUGAUCAAGCCCCCUGAGAUACAGGACCACAGGAAGAAUCAGGGGCCAGAGGUUAGCUUGCGGAGGCAGGACUCGGCUGUGUUUUUAAAUGCAGGUAGCAACUUAAUGGCGGGACUGAGAAGAAACCAGAGUCUUCCAGCCAUGAUUGGGGCAUUGGGAGCUCCAGUUUGCACACAGUCAUCAAAAAUGGAUAUCCUGAAGGAGGACUGACUGAUCUGAAAAGUGAUUGACUUCUAGCAUAGUAAAUAAUACAUGAGGGAUAAACAUCCAGUACAGGCAUCGUUAGGUGUGUUACAGAAGAGUUGGAGAAGGCAUGUGCAUGUUAAAGAUGUGGGAGAGAGAAGCAUGGGGAUCAAGGAGAAAAAGAACAUUGCUUGGGUUUGAGAAAGAAGGCUUUUGUGGAAGAUAAGAAGGAAGAAACCAAAGCUUAGUUUUGAGACCCCCUUCAGCAUCUGUCUUAACUUAAGCAAAAAUAAAAGACCAUUGUAGAUAUUCUCAGUAUUUUAACCUUUUAAACCGAAUGUGUAGAACUGUCUUGCAGGUGCUGUUCUAUUUUUUCCACCAUAUGACCAUAGUAUUUUACUAGUUGUUAGCAGUCAGGCUGUAUCAUUUAAAUGUAAUACUAAAAUAACAGUCAGUCUGACCAGCAUUAUUGGUCCAAGUUCCUCUCUGUAGCAAACGAAUGUGAAAACUCGGAUUAUUUUUUUUUAGUCUUGUAUUUUCCAUUUCAGAAACUGUACUCUUUUGAACUCCUCCCCACUUUGAGAAGCAAGGGAGAGAACCCUUAGCUCUAUGUAAGAAAACAAUACUUCUGUUUAUGAACACAGAAACUGGUGGUCAGGAUUUGUAUUUUGAAAGAGUGCAAUUGUACUAGUGAGGUAUUAACAGAAGUUAAUUUCUUUCCAGAGCUUCUGAACAACACAGAGGAAGGUGCAAUGAAUAAGAAUUAAGAAGCAGGAAAGUAUGUAUUAGGGUGAAAACUUCAAGCUAAGAAAUCUUUCCAAAGUUGCUGUGCAUCUUUUUAAAUGAGGGUAUUUUUGCACACACAAAAACAUCUCAGGCACAUUUCAGUAUUACAAAAGGAAAUAAAACCUAGGUGCUUGAUUCAGGGUUUCUUUUUAUUUGACAUAAGCGGAGAGCAUUUACUUCAAGACAAGUGUUGGAAAUUCGGUAACCUGACUCUUCUCUUGACAGGUAGACAUUAUGUAUAUUUGAGAGUUCUGCAGUAAGCUUCAUGCCUUUCAUUUGUUUAUUUCUGAUUUUAGGCAGGAUUUUGUUUAAAAGAUUUCAUUAAGAGCAAAAUUUACCAGUCUCUAGAAACAGAAGGAUGAAAGCUAGUGUUCUUUGUAGCAUUUUAAUGAACAUAAAUCAAUUUUGCUACGUUGAAAUCCUGUGUUUUGAUGGUGGAGAGUGGUUCUGAACCUGAUUCUGAACAAAGCUGAGGCAGACUUUCCAUCUCAAAAGAGAAGUCAAUUUUAGAAAUCUGGUUUCUGAGUGGUAAUCAGCAAAAUAUUAUUGCCCAUGCUGCUUUUUUGAUUCUUUCCUGUCCAAGGUUCUAGUCAUAACUGAAUAAUCUACAAUAGAUCUACAGUGUAACUUAAAGAAGAAAAAAAGGUUGCCCAGAUUUCUUUGGAGGAACGGGUCUUUCCUAGUGACCUGAGUGGAAACAGGUUCUUUAUGUAAUUUUUCACUGUACCUAUCAACAUUUUAAAAUUAUUUUUAAGUUUAGUUUCCAUACAAUUAGAUAAAACAGUCAAAGUUUACCUUGCUUGUUACAGUGUAUGUGGGACAUAGCUGGUACCUGUCUGGGUGCAUGGAGUGAAGCAUCAGUAUAAUUACACUGAUUAGCAUUUGCUGUAAGGCACAUCCACCAUAAUCAGCACCCUUGUUGCUGCAGGGUUGAGUGGAGUAGGGUAGGAAAAGAAAGCUUCUUAACCUGAUUUAUAGGAAAUUUGUAACGUGGCCUUUCUGCUUUUACAGUUCUAUAGAUCUUGUGAUGACUCUUUGAUAUAACAGUCUUUUUUUGUAAAAGGAAAAGGAGUAACCACGUCAAACUUGCACAGGGAUUCUUAGCAGAAACUUGUCUGUUAGCAGUGCACAGAAAUAUUUCAGGAACUCCUGGAGCUGCCUUUUGCUCUCUAAGCAAAAUCUUACACUUAUAAAAGGUGAAUUUUAUUUAAAAUACUAUAUACGGGUUAAUUUUGUUUUUUUAAAUGAAAAAUAUUUAAUUUCUUCAUGUAUUUAUGUUUGUAUGUACUUAGCUGUGCAUGGGGUCUUGCCUAGCUAAAUAAGGUAAGAGUGAAAGGAGUGGGGGGAGGCAGUUUUGCUUUCCAGUGAACUAAGACAGGUACGUCUGCUGUGUAUUUGUAACUUCUAGGGAAACAACAGGAAUGCGUUAAUGGACGAUGAGACAGUUUGGUGUCAACAGAGAAGCGUAUAGUGUGUCAAAAAUAUGUCCAUUUUAUGUGUGUUUAUUAGAGGAAUACAUAUAAGUUCCUGAUAAAUUUUUGAAAGUAUUAUACUGUGUUUCUAACUAGCUUUAUUAGAAUAACUCCAGCCAUUGGAUCAUUCUGUGUGUUAUCAGCAGAAGUAGCAAAUCAGCUAAAUCAGAAUUCCUUUGGCAGACCCAGGUUUCAGUUAAAAUUAAUCUAAGAGCACAUUAAUUAAAUGCCUGUUUCUCUUUGGGAUGCUUCCAUAUUCCAUAGCCCAACAAUAUAAACUGGUUCAGUUCAAACAAUACUAUGGAUAUGUCGAGAGGGGUUUUUUUGUUUGUUUUCUGUAGGAUGAUGUAUCAUCAGAUACUUAAGGGAAGAAGAAAAUGGAAGGAUCUGUAUAUCAUUGUGUGUUUAUCUGGUUGGUUGAUGCUGUGGUGCAGCGUUGCUGAAAUUCCGUCAUGCGUUUAUACCUUUGGAUGGUCACGUGCAUUUUGUAUAUAUAUGCCUAGCUUGCAGCAAUGGGGAAAAUUAGUGGUACUUCCAAGUUUACUGUUUUGUGCCAAAACCUAGAAGAUAAACUUUUUUGAAUAACAUGCGUGUUUCAGAGAACAUAUUAAAAGUUGCCAUCAUUCUAGGAACUGAUUUGGCUUCUGUUGCCUCCCAUAAGAGAGGAGACAAACUUGUAUGACUAAGAUAGCCAAGAUCCUGCACAAGUGUGAUUUGGUUGAGCGGGAGGUAGAGCUAGAAGGAAUGGAGAAUUGCAUUUUGGAAAGGUUCUGUUGUCUUGUAGGUUUGAGACAAAAACAGAUGCUAGAAAGGACGGACUUACUCAUGCUUGUGAAAGUUUCAAGAGACGGAAGGAAAUUAUUGUAGUAUUUAUCUUUAUUCAGAUUGGCUUAAACCAGGCACAAAUUUAUAGCUUUCUAGUUUCACUGUUUUUGUUAACCUCAGUGAUGCCUGCAUGCUCAAAAUACCUGUAGUCAAAGUGAAAAGUCUACUGGAGUCAAACAGCAGCAGAGAGGGAAGGAGAAUAUUGGGUUGGGGCCUCAUUUGGCUGUUACACGAGGGGAUUACACACAAUAUUUGAACAGUCUGGGAACUUCAUGGUAUUUUUUUUUUCAUCUGCUUUUUGCACUUACUGUUGUUUCAUAGUGGAAUGUAAAUUUGAUAAUAAAUAUGUAUAACAUGCCAUUUUUCAGUA